AUGGCGUCAAUACUAGGGAACAACCGUCUUGUGCUUCUUCUUGUGGGUGUUGCCUUCCACUUGUUCUACUUAUGGUCCAUUUUUGAUAUUUAUUUUGUCAGUCCAUUGGUUCAUGGUAUGGAACCUCAAUUGAGUACACCUACACCUCCAGCUAAAAGAUUAUUCCUCAUUGUUGGUGAUGGGUUAAGGGCUGAUACCACUUUUGAUAAUAUAACACAUCCAACUACGGGGAAAACUGGUUAUUUGGCACCUUUCUUAAGAGAUAUUGUUUUAAAAGAAGGUACUUAUGGUAUAUCACAUACUAGAAUGCCAACAGAAUCGAGACCAGGUCAUGUUGCUAUGAUUGCAGGGUUUUAUGAAGACGUUAGUGCUGUGACAAAAGGUUGGAAAGAAAAUCCAGUUGAUUUUGAUAGUGUCUUGAAUCAAACUAAACAUACUUAUAGUUUUGGUUCCCCAGAUAUUUUACCAAUGUUUGCAGAUGGUGCUUCUGAUCCAAAUAGAAUUGAUACUUGGAUGUAUGGUCAUGAAUUUGAAGAUUUCACACAAUCAUCAAUUGAACUAGAUGCUUUUGUUUUCAGACAUUUAUACGAAUUAUUUGAUAACUCUACAAAAGACAAAGAAUUGAAAUCACAACUUCAUCAAGAUCAAACAGUUUUCUUUUUACAUUUAUUAGGUUGUGACACUGCAGGUCAUGGUUAUAGACCAUAUUCAGCUGAAUAUUACGAUAACGUUAUCUAUAUCGAUGAACAAGUUGCUAAAUUGACUAAAGAAGUUAAAAACUUUUUUGGUGAUGAUGAUACUGCCUUCAUUUUCACAGCUGAUCAUGGUAUGAGUGCUUUUGGUUCACAUGGUGAUGGACACCCGAAUAAUACAAGAACCCCAUUGAUCGCAUGGGGUGCAGGUUUGAAUAAACCAAUCUAUAAUAAAGAACCAGUCUUUGAUGAUUAUACUGAGAAUUGGAAUUUGGCUAAUAUCAAGAGAAAUGACAUUAAUCAAGCUGAUAUCGCUUCAUUGAUGUCUUAUUUGAUUGGUGUUAAUUAUCCUUCAAAUUCUGUUGGUGAAUUACCUUUGGCUUUCAUUAAUAGUAAAGAAGAAGACAAAUUGAAAGCUUUAUAUCAAAAUGCCUUAAGUAUUGUUGAACAAUAUCAUGUUAAAGAACAAGAAAUGAAAGAAUCUCAAUUUUUCUUCAAACCUUACCCAGCUUUUGAAAAGAAAUCCAUCAAACAAUAUCAUGAAGAAAUUGAAGAGCUAAUCACUGAAAUUGCUAAAUUGAAGAAGAUUGACGAAGAAAAGGAAGUUGAAGCUAUUAAACUGACUGAAGAAUUGAUGAAGACUACUUUAGAUGGGUUAUACUACUUGACAACAUAUAAUUGGUUAAUGUUGAGAUCUAUCGUGACUCUUGGUUUCAUUGGUUGGAUCACAUACUCAUUUAUCAUCUUCUUGAGACUUUUUAUCAUCGAAAAAGAUAUUCCAACUUCAGUCUCAUUCUUGAAUUUUGCUGUGUUUUCAUCUAUUGGUUUAGUUUUCAAUUAUCUCUUAUUUUAUCAAAGAUCACCAUUCAACUUCUAUAUGUAUUUAGCGUUUCCAGUUUUCUUUUGGAGUCAGAUUACAUCAAAAUAUGUUCUAUUGAAAAAUGGUUUACAAUCUUUUUUCAAAGGUAUUGAUCUACUUAACAGGAUUUUGAUUUUGACUGCUAUUAUUGGAGUUUAUGAAGGUAUUGUUUACGGGUUCUUCGAAAGAUUUAUCUUUACAGCUUUCUUCAUUAUCUUAGGUUUCUAUCCUAUCAUUUUGGGUGUGAAAGAUGUUACCACUUUAUCAUUCUGGUUAAUUACAAAUUUGGGAAUGAGUACAUAUACUUUAUUUGAUGCUGUCAAAACAGAAGACUUGAAACAAAUCAAUGCUGCUAGUAUUUUAAUCUUAUCAGUCUCUGUUGCUACUUACUACAAAAUUUUACAACUUGCAAAACAAAACAUCAACUUCCCAAAGAUUUCAUCCCAUACUAAGACUUUAAUUUCAGCUCAAAUUGGAUUAAUUGCAUUAAUGACAUUAGUCACCAACAAAUCAGCCCUUUCUUUACAGGCUAGAGAAGGUCUCCCAAAAAGUUCACAAGCCCUUGGUUGGAUUAUUUUUGUUUUGUCAUUGAUUGUUAUCCCAUUCCUUCAUUAUUUGAAACCACACAAUGAUUAUAGAAUUAGACUUUUGAUUAUUUUCCUAACAUUUGCACCAACAUUCAUUAUUUUAUCUAUCUCAUUCGAAGCAUUAUUUUAUGUCAAUUAUUCUUUAUUAUUAUUACAAUGGAUUAGAAUUGAAAGUUCAUAUUUCCAAAAACAAGGCGCAAAGAUUGAGAAUUAUUCACAAUUAUUAAGAGUUUCAGUUAUCGGAUUUUUAUAUUUACAAGUUGCAUUCUUUGGUUGUGGUAACGUUGCAAGUAUUUCAUCAUUCUCCUUAGACUCUGUCUAUAGGUUGAUGCCAAUCUUUGAUCCUUUCCCAAUGGGUGCAUUGUUAAUGUUAAAAUUAAUCAUUCCAUAUGUAUUAUUGUCUACUGCAUUAGGUGUUUUGAAUGUUAAAUUAGGUAUCAAACCAUACACAAUCUCAACAUUGAUCAUUUCCACAAGUGAUAUUUUGUCAUUAAAUUUCUUCUUUCUACUUAAAACUGAAGGUUCUUGGUUAGAUAUUGGUGUUACAAUUUCAAAUUAUUGUUUGGCUAUCUUAUCAAGUUUAUUCAUGUUAAUUUUGGAAAUCAUUAGUCAUAUUCUACUUAAAAAUGUUGAAUAUUAUGACCAACCUCAAAUUCCAGCUGAAGCAAAAGAUAAAUAG
Molecule: messenger RNA, 2817 nt
Organism: Hansenula ciferrii
Lineage: Eukaryota; Fungi; Ascomycota; Saccharomycetes; Phaffomycetales; Wickerhamomycetaceae
Gene: MCD4
Product: mannose-ethanolamine phosphotransferase MCD4
Exons: 1
Coding region: 1-2817 (938 amino acids)
Biological process (GO): GPI anchor biosynthetic process
Cellular component (GO): endoplasmic reticulum membrane
Molecular function (GO): mannose-ethanolamine phosphotransferase activity
Source: RefSeq, a predicted model, not a curated record